AUGGCUAGUGAGAAGGGACUUGUGGAAAUCCCUAUGAUCAUGUAUGAACCUCACCGCGAACCUUACAUGCAAGAACCCUCUGCACCACCGUACUGCAGCCAGGAGGGGGGUUAUGAGUAUCCUCCUCCCCCACCUUACUCCUGUGGAGAAACAGCCACCCUUGAGCAACCAGUUUACUUGGUGUCUCAGCCUCCAAUCAUCGUAGCAGGAAUCUUCUCAAGCAAACCAACAUCCACAAUAUGCCCUUCCUGCCGUCAGCACAUCACCACCCAGGUCACCUACAGACCGGGCAGACUGUCUUACCUUCUGUGCACCAGCUUGUGUAUGGUUGGGUGCUGUUUUGGAUGCUGCUUGGUGCCUUUGCUCAUGAGGAUCUUCAAGGAUGCAGACCAUUACUGCCCAUGCUGCCAAUUUCAUAUUUAUAGAUACAAAAGACUAUAG
Molecule: messenger RNA, 441 nt
Organism: Opisthocomus hoazin
Lineage: Eukaryota; Metazoa; Chordata; Aves; Opisthocomiformes; Opisthocomidae
Gene: LITAFD
Product: LITAF domain containing
Cellular component (GO): cytoplasmic side of lysosomal membrane; cytoplasmic side of late endosome membrane; nucleus
Molecular function (GO): zinc ion binding
Source: RefSeq, a predicted model, not a curated record